AUGCGCCGAGUGAUAACGGCGAAGAAGAGCUCGACGGAUCCCCCACUGCGUGGGGAGGCGGGAGGCGCGCUGGCGCCGAUGGCGACGAAUCCCCCAGUGCGCGGGGAGGCGGGAGGCGCGCUGGCGCCGAUGGCGAAGAAUCCCCCACUGCGCGGGGAGGCGGGAGGCGCGCUGGCGCCGAUGGCGACGAAUCCCCAACUGCGCGGGGAGGCGGGAGGCGCGCUGGCGCCGAUGGCGACGAAUCCCCCACUGCGCGGGGAGGCGGGAGGCGCGCUGGCGCCGAUGGCGACGAAUCCCCCACUACGCGGGGAGGCGGGAGGCGCGCUGGCGCCGAUGGGGACGAAUCCCCAACUGCGCGGGGAGGCGGGAGGCGCGCUGGCGCCGAUGGCGACGAAUCCCCAACUGCGCGGGGAGGCGGGAGGCGCGCUGGCGCCGAUGGCGACGAAUCCCCAACUGCGCGGGGAGGCGGGAGGCGCGCUGGCGCCGAUGGCGACGAAACCCCCACUGCGCAGGGAGGCGGGAGGCGCACUGGCGCCAAUGGCGACGAAUCCCCCAGUGCGCGGGGAGGCGGGAGGCGCGCUGGCGCCGAUGGCGACGAAUCCCCCACUGCGCGGGGAGGCGGGAGGCGCGCUGGCGCCGAUGACGACGAAUCCCCAACUGCGCGGGGAGGCGGGAGGCGCGCUGGCGCCGAUGGCGACGAAUCCCCCACUGCGCGGGGAGGCGGCGGGAGGCGCGCUGGCGCCGAUGGCGACGAAUCCCCCACAGCGCGGGGAGGCGGGAGGCCAGAGAAGGUCAAGAGGGAAGUACCUGCAGCCGCACGGGGUGGUGGAACGCAUGGAGAAAGAGUGGGAGGAGGUGACGGACGGAGGCAUCGCGAAGAAGCACAGACGGAGGAAAGAGGAGGGAGGAAGGGAGAGCGCGUACUUGCAGGACUAUACGGGGAGGACGUGA
Closterium sp. NIES-65 is the source of this 951-nucleotide messenger RNA. NCBI's taxonomy places the organism in Eukaryota, Viridiplantae, Streptophyta, Zygnematophyceae, Desmidiales, Closteriaceae. The record is from the annotation of a GenBank genome assembly.